Messenger RNA from Amphimedon queenslandica, 1328 nucleotides. Its product is annotated as heterogeneous nuclear ribonucleoprotein 27C-like. The record is from RefSeq and is a predicted model, not a curated record. Gene Ontology annotation, biological process: regulation of translation. The transcript is spliced from 10 exons. Lineage: Eukaryota; Metazoa; Porifera; Demospongiae; Haplosclerida; Niphatidae. Gene Ontology annotation, molecular function: mRNA binding. The coding region runs from base 185 to 1201 and encodes 338 amino acids.
UAUUGUUGUACUUUGUAGCUAACCUCAUAGAUAGAAUAAUCAGUCAAACUGUAGCCUCUAAGUUAAAUCUAGUUAAAUCUUACCUUUAGUUAGUUUAAUAUAGACAUAGGUUAGUUACUGUACUAGUCUUAGGCCUAUAGUUUAGUGGAUAGAUACAGCCUAGAGUAACCUGUACUUAUAUAUCAUGGAAAUGCAAGGAGAAGGAUCCGCCAUUGAACCUGGUAAGAUAUUUGUGGGCGGUUUGAGUUGGUCUACCACUGAAGACACUUUCAAGAAACACUUUGAAGCUUAUGGGGAGAUACAGGAUACAAAGAUAAUGAUGAAUCCAGCGGGAAACCCUCGAGGCUUUGGGUUUGUGACUUUUAAAGAUCCAGCCUCAGUCACAAAAGUAUUGCAGGAGAAACACUACAUUGAUGAUAAACUGGUUGAUCCCAAGCCAGCAACAUUAAAGCCUCCUAAUAGUUCUACAUCAGCUAACAAUAAGGUCUUUUUAGGAGGUCUGCCAGGACACUGUACACCUGAUCAAGUUAAACUAGCUCUGAAACCAUAUGGAAAUGUUACGAGUAUUGAUAUCAAGACAGACAACAAUGCGCCUAAUUCUUUACCAGGAGAAAAUAAGAAGAACCGAGGGUUUGCUUUUGUUGAUUUUGAAAAUGAGAAAGAGGCACAGGCUCUCUGUCAUGCUCAUUACAUAACGAUUGACUCAAGACAAGUUGAAGCUAAAAAAGCUGAACCGAGACACAAAAAGGGAGGGACUGGACCAGCUGGAGGAACAGCUAAAGAUGGCACGGGAGGCUAUCAACAGUCUGGUCCUUAUUAUGGAGGUGUUGGACGUGGUAUGGCAGGUGCAGCUGCCACUGGUAAUCCGUAUUACCCUUACUAUCCCCAAUAUCCUUUUUCACAGUAUUCACAGUAUGAGUAUUAUGGAAGAGGAAACUAUGGUGGUCAGCAGCAGUUAGCAGCUGCUGCCUAUCAUGACGCCAGUAGUGGUGCUUUCUCUCAAGCCAGAGCAGGUGGCUAUGGAUCCAGCACUGAACACUUCAAUGGAGGAGCUGGAUUCACUAGUUAUGAUCAGUCUCACAUAACUGCAGCUGCUACUGGUUAUUACGAUCAGUCAGGGACCGGAGGGAUAUCCUAUAGUAGUCACACCCCCGGGGCCACAGCCCAGCAGAGAGGCAGCUACUCCUAUGGGAGGAGUUAAGCUGUGGUCGUCAUUGAUUGACACUCAGUGAACUUGUUUUCUGGUUUCAUGGCUUCUUUCUUUCUUGCAUUUUCCAUUAUGCAUUUUUAAUUAAAGAAAAAUUGUAUUUGUCAUCAUCAUAAUGAAA